AUGGCAUCAAUAAAUUCAAAAGUCACUAAGCAUUGGUGGACAACCAUUGAGGAUGAGGCUUUAGUUGAGUGCUUACUACAACUAGUGGAGAAAGGUUGCUGGAGGGCUGAUAAUGGAACAUUCAAACCGGGAUAUUUAGUACAAGUACAAAAACUAAUGAAAGAAAAAAUUCUUGAAAGCAACAUACAAGUGACUCCAAAUCUAGAGUCGGGAGUAAAAAUUUUAAAGAAGCAGUACACUACCAUAGCAGAGAUGAUGGGGCCAGCAUGUAGUGGGUUUAGCUGGAAUGAGGACCGAAAGUGCAUUGAGGCAGAGAAAUCUGUGUCCGAUGACUGGGUUAAGGGACACCCCAAUGCUCGAUACCUACUAAAUAAACCAUUUCCUUACUUCUAUGACUUGGAAAUUAUGUUUGGUAGAGAUAGAGCUACUGGUGGUAGAUGUAAGACACCCGUUGAAAUGGGCUCACAGACUACAAGAGAUACUGAGGAAGAUGACAUGAUCAUUAAUCUUGAAGACUUUGAUAUUCCAAAUCCACAUGGACUCGAGCCACCUUCAGGGGAGGACAUGUCAUCCACUCCAACAAGUAUGGCACACGAUGCGGGAUCAUCUAGGCCAAGUAAGAAAAGACGGUCAUAUUCAAGGGACCUCAUGGACACAUUUCGUGCAAGACAUGUAACGUUUGGUGAUGAAGCAAAAGGAAGAAAUUUGGCCAAAGACAACAUUGGUAAUAAAAAUCUUCCAAGACUUGAUGAUGUGAGAUAUGUUGAAGGGCUUACAGCAAACUUAAUUAGCAUUAGCCAACUGUUGAUGUAUGCUUUGACUUCUGCAAUGGCUUCAGUUUUGACUAUUGUCAGUUUAAUGUCUCUUGUUGAGUUCUUGUCGUUAUCUGCUGUUGGAAGUUUCUGCAUCUCAAGAUGGUUUUAUAUCUAUUCUUUGGCUUCUUAUUGA
Molecule: messenger RNA, 948 nt
Organism: Cucumis melo (muskmelon)
Lineage: Eukaryota; Viridiplantae; Streptophyta; Magnoliopsida; Cucurbitales; Cucurbitaceae
Exons: 4
Coding region: 1-948 (315 amino acids)
Source: RefSeq, a predicted model, not a curated record